AUGAGAAGCGAACAUACCCCAAAAAUUUUUUUCAACUAUCGCCUUCUAAAACCUGAAAGCACUCAUUCGCAAAGCAACUUCUUUGAGUGUCUACCUCCCAGCACUGAUUCAACAGGCUUAGAAAAGAAGAAAGUGGAGCGUACAUCAAUAAGUGAUAAAACAAAAACGCUUAACGGCGCUCUCCACUCCUUGACACCAAAUCGUCUCCUCGCCACCGAACCUCCACCCAACUCACAUCCACUUUGGGCCAACAUUUUAACGGGGUAUCUGUCAUCUCUGGCCAUCACCACUGAACAUUCAUCCUUUCAGUCUACUCCCACUUCGAGAGACACCAAACACUUGACGGGAUUUUCCCAUUCCACUUUGAGACAUAUCGACCAGACCAUCUAG
This is a messenger RNA of Paraglomus occultum, 390 nucleotides long. NCBI's taxonomy places the organism in Eukaryota, Fungi, Glomeromycota, Glomeromycetes, Paraglomerales, Paraglomeraceae. The record is from the annotation of a GenBank genome assembly.